AUGACGGCUUCAUCCCUUGAAGAUAACUUACUGCUCGAAUGCUACAGCGACCCUGAAUUAAGAAGGUGGACACACUUGGCUAAUGCGAGAGUUUGGAAGGGCCUUCUCACACUGGACCAGUAUGUCGAAAGAGAGCAAGUGUUGGGGUCUUCGGAGAUUUCUCAGAAAGACAAAUCAGACGAGACAAUAUCAAGAUUCCCAAAAAGUUAUCAAUGGCUUGGGCAAAAGUACUUUGUUUUGAAGGAUACAUCUUUGCCCGACAACGGGAAGUUUAGUCAAGUUGUUUCCAGUUGCGAAACAUUGAACAGAAUCGGGUAUUGUAUUCACCCAGGGUCGAACGGAAAGAUUGAACCAGCUUUAAUUGUAUGCAUUGGAGGUGUUUUCACCUUUGAAAACCACCGCGGCAAAGGCUAUGCUAAGAGCAUGAUUACCAAACUGAACGAAUUCUAUGAUAAUAUACGUAAUGAAGCUGGGGGUGUAUUGGAAUUGAAAAACUUACUUAUCAAUCUUUAUAGCGAAGUGGGAGAUUAUUAUUCCCCAUUAGGGUACAAAAGUAUGCAUGUUCCACUGCACCACCUUACCAAAUUAAACGAAAUUACUGAAUACUAUUGCCAAGGAGGGUCUGAUGCAAACGGCAAGUAUUUGGGAUUUGAUGAUUACGAAGACUUAGUGAAAUUACACGAAGGACAGUUCAAUAAAAGUCUAAUGAAAUUACAUAAGAAUAAUCCAGAGAAGUUCAUUUUCACUAUUGCACCAGAUAUAGACAUAUUCAAGUGGUUCCAGUAUCGUGACCUUUUCAUCAUGAAAAGAUCGGGAAGGGAAUCUCAAGAAAAGCUGUCCUUCGGAUUUGCAUUGAGUGAUAACAGCCACAUCAUAUGGCAUCACAAUUGGAAUGGCAAUUCUUUGAUUAUCGUCAGAAUCUACAUACCUGAAGAAACCAUUCAGAGAAAAGAAGCGAAACUUAAACAGUUGCUGAGCCAAGCCAUAAAAGAAACACAAGAUCGAGGGAUGCAUGCGGUAGAAUUCUGGGAUAGUGAAAUUCCUGUCAAACAGUAUCCACAAUUAUUCCAAUUACUGACCGAACUGGAAGACGAUUCUAAACUCUUUUCGGAUAACGGCUCCAUCAGUGCUGUCAGACCUCCUAAGGGUUAUACCGCCGACAAGGUUAUUUGGGAUAAUAAUACCAAAUUCUGUUGGUUUUAA
This is a messenger RNA of Saccharomyces eubayanus, 1203 nucleotides long. RefSeq lists its product as uncharacterized. The record is from RefSeq and is a predicted model, not a curated record. Bases 1 to 1203 code for a protein of 400 amino acids. NCBI's taxonomy places the organism in Eukaryota, Fungi, Ascomycota, Saccharomycetes, Saccharomycetales, Saccharomycetaceae. The transcript has a single exon.